UUUUAAAAGAGUCCUUAACAGAAAUACAAUAAAGAAAGACUAAAAGAGUGUGACAUGGAUUCUAUCGGUGCAUUUCAUGAGGUGGAAAAGGAUGGUAAACUAGUUUUGGUAUACCAUCACCCCAAGUAUUCUCCUAUACCCCAAACACUGACGGUAACCUCCUCCGCUGACCCUUCUUUUCAACCUCUUUUCUUAUGUCCUCAUAGACGAUGGAGUAAAAACGCGCCGUCUAUUAUCUAUUCAACCUUUCAUCUGCCCAAUGCUUCCCCCGAGUACACAACGGAUUCUGGUGAUCAUCAUGUAAUGCCUUUGUUUUGGUGCAACAAUAAAAAAUUUGAUAGCAGUGGUGGGUGCUUCGUAUGCGGUAAUUCAAAUUUUGGCACAGACUAUUACUUUUGUGAGCACUGUAAUCAAAGUUUCCACAAAGAAUGCGUUGAGUCUCCACUUCAAAUCAAACAUCCUUACCAUCCUAAGCAUUCUCUCCAACUUUCCCAUUAUAGAUCUCAACUUCGUGAUAAUGAGUGUACCUAUUGUAGAAGAAGUGCAUACUUUCUCCUUUAUCGUUGCACCAUAUGUCAGGUUUUUAUGCAUCCAACAUGUGCGAUGAAACCAAUACCCUUUGUUAUAGACCCACCUAAAAAACAUGCCCACCCUCUCACUUUUUUCCCCAGACAAACUUCCUUAAAUUGUGACGUUUGUGGUUUGUUGAGAAAAAUUUAUCCCACCUACGUUUGUUUCAGAUGUAACUUUGUUGCUCAUAAUGAUUGUAUGAAUUUCCCAAACAUCAUCAAGAUAUCGCGUCACCUACAUCGUAUCUCUUUCACUUUUUCUCUUCCAUCCAGAGAAAGGGUUUGUGGCGUUUGUCGUCAAAUUGCUAACGGUGAUUAUGGUGCAUAUACUUGUGACACAUGUAGCGAUUAUGUUGUUCAUCCAAUAUGUGCUAUAGAGAAGGAUGUGUGGGAUGGAAAAGAACUCGAAGGUGUACCAGAAGAAGACGAUAUAACACAAGAUGAUGGACCGUUCGAGGUGAUAUCUGAAGGAAAGAUACUUCAUUUUCUUCAUAAGCGUUAUCUCCAACUUGAGGUCAGCAAAGUUUAUGACGAAAACAUGCUUUGUCAAGCGUGUGGCCUUCCUAUCUAUGAAGGUAACUUCUAUGUUAGUAUGGCGCGUGAGUACAUCCUCCAUGAAACAUGUGCUAAGGCUCCCCGUAGAAUCCAACAUCCGUUACAUCCUCAUCCACUACAUUUGGAGGUUGAUGAGAGAAGCUUAAAUGAGAGAUAUACUUACAGUUGCAUCGCUUGUGGUUGUCUUUCUCUUGGAUUUGCCUAUGUGUGUAAAUACGGGCUAUGCACGGGGUCGUCGUUAAAGCUAGAUGUAAAGUGUGCUCUAAUUUCUGAGCCGUUUGAAUACGAAGGUCAUGAACAUCCCUUGUUCCUAGCUUUAGGCCCGGAAAUAAAACCCAUAUGUCACGUAUGCAAAACAGAAUGUCUAAAUCCAUUAAAUUGCAUCAAAUGCAAUUUUAUUUUAUGUUUCAAGUGUGCAACCUUACCAUACAAAGCAAGGUAUAAACAUGACCCACACUUUCUCACAAUUUCAUGUGGUGAAGAAGUACGUGCGAAAGAAUGGUGUGAAAUAUGCGAACUUAAUCUAAAAGAUACAUACACAGAAGUAUUCUACCGGUGCAAUGAGUGUUUCACAACUUGUCAUAUCGAAUGCUUACUUGGUGGAAACCCAAAUAUGAAGCCCGGUCAAUAUUUCUAUAUGAGGGGAUCGUGGAUACAAAUUCUUCCCAAAUGUAAUACUUCUCGACCAUCAUGUCAUUCUUGCAAGAAACGUUGUGUAGGGAGAAUAUAUGCUUUACACCGCGAUCGUAUAGCAUGUUCAUAUUACUGUAUGGAAAAUUUGUAUGAACGUUUGUAUGACUUUCGAAUGGUGAGACCAAAUGUUGACAAAAGAAGGUAUAGUUUCUCAAAAAGAUAAAAUAAAUAAAAGUGUAGUUUCUCUUUGACGGUCAUGCUUAGUCUCUUUGUAUUCUAUUCUAUAAUCUUUUUUGACUUAUAUGCUUUAAUUUUGUACCAUUCAAUUUAUGAAUUAUGGUCAAUAUAAUUUUAAUCAAGUAGUUACUGUAUUUUAGUGGGAGAAUGAAGUUUUC
Camelina sativa (false flax) is the source of this 2152-nucleotide messenger RNA. RefSeq lists its product as uncharacterized. Lineage: Eukaryota; Viridiplantae; Streptophyta; Magnoliopsida; Brassicales; Brassicaceae. The record is from RefSeq and is a predicted model, not a curated record.